AUGGAACCGACGACAGAGCCUCAGCACUUCCUCCUGCUCGACCGGGACCAUGCAGAAGAUGCCAUCAUAGUCAAUCUCGCAAAACGGAGUGAUAUAACCCCGCUCUACAGCAUCAGCCACAACUCCAAAAUGACAAAGAUGGAGAUUCGGAGAAUAAAAUGCGACGCCAUCUCCACCGAGCACCGACCCAUCGGCGCCGUUAAGCUUCGCACGAUACCACCUCGAAUCGACCUCACCGUCCGUGGCGUCGCCUUCAAAAUGGCCCGCAAACACCCCCUGUCAAGCACGCUCGGGUUCCGCUUCCUGGGCGCCGGCGAGAUGCGCUGGGAGCAGAACAAGAAGGGCAGGGGCAUGCGGCUCGUCGACUUCAACGGCAAAAUCCAGGCCCAUUUCCGUCCGAGAAUGCACGUGGCCAGCCACGUUAAUACCGCCGCAGCCGCCGGCGGUGGGGGCGGGGGCGGGGAAGACGAGAAGAGCGGCCGGAGUAGUCCGGGGCACAAGCCCGGGUGGGGACCCGGCUUCGAGCUGCACGCGACGAAGCUUGCGGACCUGGACCUGGACCUGAUAGUCACGACGGGCUUGGCGGCGGCAGAGCAUCGUCGGCAGUUGGAUGACGACUGGGACCAGGCUGCGGGCGAGGAGCUGGACAAGGCGCGAGGCGGAAGCUGA
Molecule: messenger RNA, 669 nt
Organism: Colletotrichum siamense
Lineage: Eukaryota; Fungi; Ascomycota; Sordariomycetes; Glomerellales; Glomerellaceae
Exons: 1
Coding region: 1-669 (222 amino acids)
Source: RefSeq, a predicted model, not a curated record